Molecule: messenger RNA, 712 nt
Organism: Toxotes jaculatrix (banded archerfish)
Lineage: Eukaryota; Metazoa; Chordata; Actinopteri; Toxotidae
Product: stonustoxin subunit alpha-like
Exons: 1
Molecular function (GO): protein binding
Source: RefSeq, a predicted model, not a curated record
CUCACCAUCGACACAAACACAGUAAACAGAAAGAUCAAACUGUCUGACAACAACAGGAAGGUAACACGUGUGAAGGAGGAUCAGUCAUAUCUUGAUCAUCCAGACAGAUUUGACCAGUGGCCUCAGCUGCUGUGUAGUAAUGGUCUGACUGGUCGCUGUUACUGGGAGGUCGAGUGGAGAGGAAGGGUUGAUAUAUCAGUGAGUUACAGAGGAAUCAGAAGGAGAGGAGACAGAGAAAACUGUUUGUUUGGAUGGAACGAUCAGUCCUGGGGUCUGACCUGCUCUGAUGGUGGUUACUCUGUUUGGCACAAUAAUACAAUGACACCUGUCUCCUCCUCCUCUUCAUCAUAUUCCUCUGUCUCUGACAGAGUAGCAGUGUAUGUGGACUGUCCUGCUGGCUCUCUGUCCUUCUACAGAGUCUCCUCUGACUCACUGAUCCACCUCUACACCUUCAACACUACAUUCACUGAACCUCUGUAUGCUGGAUUUGGGCUCUUGUUCUGGUCGUCUGGUUCCUCAGUGUCUCUGUGUAGAGUGUAGCAGAGAGAGUCUCCUCCUGUUAGAGAAACUCUCUCUCUGUUGAACAGAUAGUUCAGUCUGUACAUGUCUGUCUCUUUCACUCACACACACCUUUUCAGAUUCAUGUAUUAAAGCAGUUUGUUUGUUAAACGCUUCUAAAUGAUUUCUUGUAAACUUCUUCCAGUCCUUUAAA